CACGUUUCUUAAAUUGAACAUUGACUCUUAACAACGGAUAUCACAACUCUCGCGAUAAAGAGAAAAAGCAAAAUAAGAAAUUAGGCGUGAAUUGUAAAUCAUCGAAUUUUGUAUUUCAAAUCCAUACAGCCUUUUCCACUCCCCAUUUUUAGGGUUUCCAUUUUUUCUCUUUAUUCUCCCAGACCAGAGGCUAACGUACAUAUUUGCUUUCGCAAGAUUUUUCUAGAUUGGUUUGUCGGGCCCAAAUUCUACGGUUUAGCAUUGAAUAUUGCAUGUAAGGUUGAAAAUUUUAGGAUUUUGAGUCUGGUUUAGCUAGAGAUGAGUGCGUUGGGGUUUGAUAUUGGAAAUGAGAAUUGUGUGAUAGGAGCGGCUAUGCAACGUGGAAUUGAUGUAUUGCUAAAUGAUGAAUCAAAGCGGGAAACUCCGUCCGUGGUUUCAUUUGGUGAAAAGCAGAGGUUUAUGGGAACGGCUGGGGCUGCCUCUGCUACCACGAACCCGAAAUCCACCAUUUCUCAGGUUAAAAGAUUGAUAGGACGGAAAUAUAGCGAGCCCAGUGUGCAGGAUGACCUUAAACUGUUUCCUUUCGAUACUUCGGAGGAUCCUGAUGGGGGCAUUUUGAUAAAUUUAAAUUACAUGAACGAGAAACAGACCUUUACACCGGUUCAGAUUCUAGCAAUGCUGUUUGCCCAUUUAAAGCAGAUCGCAGAGAAGAAUCUUGAGAUAUCCAUUUCUGAUUGUGUGAUUGGUGUGCCAUCGUACUUAACGGACAUGCAGAGACGUGCAUAUUUGAAUGCUGCAGAGAUAGCCGGCUUGAAGCCAUUAAGGUUGAUGCACGACUGUACAGCUACUGCUCUGGGAUACGGUAUAUACAAGACAGACUUCCCAAGUGGAGGUCCGGCAAAUGUUGUGUUUGUGGAUAUUGGUCAUUGUGAUAUGCAGGUUUCUGUUGCAUCAUUUAAACCUGGGCAUAUGAAAAUAUUAUCUCAUGCUUCUGAUAGCGACUUAGGGGGAAGAGACUUCGAUGAGGUCCUGUUCAGGUAUUUUGCUGCACAAUUCAAGGAACAAUACAACAUUGACGUUUAUUCUAAUGCUCGAGCAUCUUUAAGGCUGAGAGUGUCAUGUGAAAAAUUGAAGAAAGUCUUGAGUGCUAAUCCAGAGGCACUGCUUAAUAUUGAGUGCUUGAUGGAAGAGAAGGAUGUCAAGGGAUUCAUUAAGAGAGAGGAUUUUGAGAACCUGUCGUCGGAAUUACUGGAAAGGAUUAGCAUUCCGUGUCGUAAGGCUUUGCUUGACUCUGGUUUGACUCUUGAGAAGGUCCAUGCAGUUGAGCUUGUUGGAUCAGGUUCUCGAAUACCGGCCAUUUCGAAGAUAUUGAACUCACUGUUCGGGAAAGAACCUAGCCGGACUGUAAAUGCAAGUGAGUGCGUGGCUCGUGGUUGUGCCCUUCAAUGUGCAAUGCUUAGUCCCAUAUUCCGAGUAAGAGAGUAUGAGGUGGACCCCACUUUUUUCCCAACGAUCAAAAAAUCAAUUCUCAAAAUCACUUCCAAACAGGCUCUUAAUGAGUUUUUUGAAGAAGAUACUAUUUACGAAACUUUUCAAUAUGGUGUUUGCCUGGUGCAAGAUUCAUUUCCAUUUUCUAUUGGAUUUGCUUCUAAUGAAGGGCCGAUCUGCACAGUGACAAAUGACACGUUGUUUCCUAAGCUGCAUCCUUUUCCAAGUCUAAAGAUGCUUACUUUGCACCGAAGUGGCACAUUUCACAUGGAAGCCUUUUACACGGACCAGAAUGAGUUGCCUUCAGGUGUAUCUACAAGAAUCAGCUCUUUUACGAUUGGUCCAUUCAAAGUUCCUCAUUCGGAAAAGAUGAAGAUUAAAGUAAGAGUCAACUUAAACCUCCAUGGAAUUGUUACCAUAGAGUCUGCUUCGCUGGUGGAGGAUAAUUCGAAUGAUUCUACUAACAAGAAUGAUGGCACUCUCUCAGACAAGAUGGAGCCAACCAAUCAAGAAUCUUCCAGCAAAGCAAAUGGGGCUGCUCCAAAGCACUGGUAUCUCCUUGUGCAGGCUGUCACACGGCAUGAUAUAACCAUUGACGAGAAUAUAUAUGGCGGAAUGACACCCCAUGAACUCUCUCAAGCCCAAGAAAAAGAGCUUCAGUUGGCCCAGCGAGACAUAAUGAUGGAGAGGACUAAAGAUAAGAAAAAUUCACUGGAGUCUUAUGUAUAUGAAGCACGAAAUAAGAUUUUGAACGAGUAUAGAAGCUUUGCAACUGAUUUAGAAAGGGAAGGGAUCUCCAAUAAUUUACAACAAACUGAGGAAUGGCUCUAUGAAGACGGAGAUGAUGAGUCUGAAAGUGUUUAUACAGAGAAAUUAGAGGAUCUGAAAAAGAUUGUGGAUCCUGUUGAACAUCGAUACAAAGAGGAAGAAGCCAGGGCACAGGCAACCAGAAGUCUACUAAACUGCAUAGUGGAGUAUCGCAUGUCUGUAGGAUCACUUCCACCCAGCGAAAGAGACGUCAUUGAUGAAUGCAAUAAAGCAGAGCAGUGGCUUCGAGAAAAAACCCAAGAGCAGGAUUCAUUACCCAAAAAUGCAGAUCCAAUACUCUUGUCAAGUGAAAUCAAGAGGAAAGCCGAGGCUCUGGAAGCGAUUUGCGGACGUACAUUGGCGUCCAAGUCUUCAUCUGCAAGGCCUGAGGAAAACAGAGAAUCAGAGACGAGAGAUCCAAUGGAUGAUAUUCAUGCUGAUUGAUGUGAAUCUAGCAAGAUUGUGAUACUAAAAGAGCUGGAGUACAAGAAACAGCUAGAUCAAUCACCGCAGGAUUAAUUUGGAUAUAAUUCUUUAGAGUACUCACUGCAAGCUCUCAUUCUAGCACGGAACUCGUAAGUUAUCAUUCUUAGUUUUUGUUUUCUGUUAUAUGUUAAUUUUCCUCUGAGAUAGAAUAGGUACUAAUUCAACCCAACUUACAAACACUUGUAUACUACUACUCUCUCUACUGUCCCCCUACAACAGUUCUUACAGUACAUUCAACACGGUUCAAUUCCUUGACGCUGUAAUAGAAGUUAGAGUCCUCCAUAUUUAAGCACCCUUGAUGGAUGUAGAACAGAAAAAUUCUCCUCAAGGGAUUAGUGGCUUGACAUUUUUAUCCUCAUGGCUGCAUUUUGCUUCUUCAA
Messenger RNA from Olea europaea var. sylvestris, 3161 nucleotides. Its product is annotated as heat shock 70 kDa protein 16-like. Lineage: Eukaryota; Viridiplantae; Streptophyta; Magnoliopsida; Lamiales; Oleaceae. Gene Ontology annotation, biological process: protein folding. The transcript is spliced from 11 exons. The coding region runs from base 319 to 2739 and encodes 806 amino acids. Gene Ontology annotation, molecular function: ATP binding; ATP-dependent protein folding chaperone. The record is from RefSeq and is a predicted model, not a curated record. Gene Ontology annotation, cellular component: cytosol; nucleus.